AUGCCCCCCUCCAAAUCAGAAGAUACCCCUCCCCCCGCACCCCAUCGUCAUCAACUCUCGUACCAAAACUUCUCCAAGCGCCUAAUCCUCUCCUAUAUAUUCGACUGGAUCCUCAUAAUCGGAGUCGCCCUCAUCGGCUACGGCUUCAACCAAACAACCCCCAACCACCGACCCUUCUCCCUCACCGACCCAAGCAUCUCCUUCCCCCACAGGGAAAAGGAAACCGUCUCAACGGGCGUGCUAGCCGUGGUAGCGGUAGUAGCUCCAGCUGUGAUCAUUGUCUUGCUCUGGGAAUGGCAUGCAGGAUGGAUGGGACUAGGUGUCGCCCUUGCGGGAACGUUCAUGGCUACGGAGGGACUCAAGGAUCUAUACGGGAAGCCGAGACCGGAUAUGCUGGCUAGGUGUGACCCGGAUUUAUCUGCGGUUAAUGAGUAUGCGGUUUCGGGGUUGGGAGGGAGAAUUGCGGGUGCGCCUACGAUGGUGACGUGGGAAAUAUGUCGGAAUAAGGGUGAUGAGAUGCUGAAGGUGGAUGGGUUUGCUAGUUUUCCGAGUGGGCAUUCUUCUAUGUCGUUCGCGGGAUUGAUGUAUCUCGCUCUUUGGCUAAGUGCUAAAUUCUCCAUUGGCUUCCCGUUCCUGGCGUAUUCGCCGCUCAGCCAGGAUCUGCAAAGACAGGAUCGUGGGAAGAUUCGAAACCAAGGUGCCGCUCCUCCUGUCUAUAUGCUCAUCGUUGCAUUAGUGCCCAUUGCGGUAGCCUUCUUCAUCUCUGCAUCGCGUUGGUUUGAUUAUCGCCAUCAUGGUUUCGACAUCAUAUUCGGAUCGGUCAUGGGAAUGGUCUUCGCGUGGAUUGGUUUCCGACUAUAUCAGCUGCCCAUUAUUCGCGGUGCGGGCUGGUCGUGGGGAGCUAGGAGUCGCAAACAUGCUUUCUUCAUGGGAGUCGGACAGCCGAGCCACGUUUCUGCCGAUAAUUGGGUCAUGAUGAGCGACAAACGCGAUGCUGCAGAGAGCAGCCCGCACAACGUUGAUCUGGAAAGCGGUCGACCGGGCCCGGAUGAGCGAUGA
Messenger RNA from Aspergillus piperis CBS 112811, 1059 nucleotides. Its product is annotated as phosphatase PAP2 family protein. Gene Ontology annotation, biological process: phospholipid metabolic process. The record is from RefSeq and is a predicted model, not a curated record. Lineage: Eukaryota; Fungi; Ascomycota; Eurotiomycetes; Eurotiales; Aspergillaceae. Gene Ontology annotation, molecular function: phosphatidate phosphatase activity. The transcript has 4 exons. Bases 1 to 1059 code for a protein of 352 amino acids.